GUAUAGACCAACUCCAAAGCUAUAUGGGAAAGAUAGGGCUGGAAAAAAUAGCCAGAGCAGGAGGACUGUCUACAUCCAGCUUCUCCUCCGCUGUAUGUACCCGCCCUUAAGGCUCAAUGGUCUAGAGAAGGAAAAUGAAACACCUCACGUAGUGAUAAAACACACACGAGAGGACAAGAAUCAAGUGUUUACACACUAGCAGCGCAGUGUUACAACAGACACCCUGCCAAAGAGAGAUCAUUGCCUUCCUUACACCCGCGGGAUUCAUUGUCUCUUAGCCUGGGAACCUGUCUCCGUUCCCAAACAUGGAUAUUUUUUUUGGCAGCAAGAUGGAACAAACAGCACAAAGAGAACUAAGAAAAUCCUUUCAGUAGAGCUGUAGGCUUUUUUCUGUUCCCCUAAGGACGGGAAACCUUCUAAGGCUGGCUUACAACACACCCAAUCCUGCCACCUUUCUGGAAGGUGCUCAGUUCUCACUGGAAUUGGAAGGAAUUUGGGUGCUUACAGAACCCAGCCCUUGACCUCGGAAAAUUAAUCUCCUACCUUUAGCACCAAAAAUACCACAACAUUUUGAAAAUGAAAUCACUGUUAUAUUUGAGUGGGUGUGUUAUUUCGAGACAGCACUAACGUGAUUAUAAAAUCAGUUGUGUCAGCUUAUUGGCUCAGCUACAGGCUCUGAUCUGCUCGCGCGUCUGUUCCCCUCAGCGGCUGCUCGCGUUCGGGUGCUUUGUCCCUCCUCGGUUCUACACAGAAACGGGCGCAAUCUCAUUCCCAGUGUUGAACCCAAGAGAAAGAAACCACUCUCCUUGUAAGUACUUCACGCAACUCGGCAUUUCCACAGCCCCUCUUGUGCCAGACAUGGGGGCAGGAUCCCCAAAUUGUGCGGGCUGAAGUCCCACGAGUCCCCACAGCCCAGCCCCACAGACACUGGGCUCGCUGCUUCCACAGGACAGCGGCCCAGGGGAAAGCUGAGCGGCAGCAGGCUCCCGGCCUCCCUCUUCAGACUCCCCUCUGAAUUUUCCUUUUCACUUGAGCUCCCUUUAAACCUUUUUUCUCACCUACUAUGGCAGUGUGGUAGCCAGCGUUUGUUUUCCCCCGUUUCUCUGUGGGUGUCUGACAGACAGACACUCGGUGGUGUGCCGCGAGCGGCCGGUGACUCACUGCCAUCAGAGGUGUCAGGCCUGGCAGGAUUGACUCAACCUUCAUCCUUUGGCAGGAGGUUGGAAUAAAAUGCAAUUUCCAUGGCAUCUGAGGCAGCUUUUCAGACAUGACUACCAACGCAGCUUUGCGCACUUGACAUGUACAGGUUCUGUAAAGAUCCUGUGGCACUCCUGCUUUGCUUGCUCUGUUGGCUUGCUGUUUUGUCUCAUCGUUAUUUGCUAGACCAUUCAGCUGUCUCCAUGCUCCCCAAAUGCUGUGGUUCACUGCUCCCAGUCAUCCCACGACCAGGUAACUGCUGCCUUCCCCUUGCUGAAGGUAGAGCCCCUGAAACGCCGCCAUUAAACUUUCUGUCAAAUAGCUGCCUGGCUGCUAGGAAUAGCAAGAACGGCCCAGUUCCCAGAGAAAGAAAGAGGUGUCUGAGGGAAAACAUCACCUACCCACCUUCCCUCCUGUGGCCAGCCUCAUCUCAACGCAGUGUCCAACGCCAUCAGGACAAACUCCACACAAAACCUUCCACGCGGUACCUGCCUGUGCUGCACAGAGCACGCAAACGCAAGGAUUAGAAAGGGAUCGGGUGGCUGGCACCACAGAGGGCUCUGCUUCUCCCUGCUGAUAUCGUGGAGUCCAGACAAGUGACUCCGAUGGAGACAUCUGAAGUUGUACAAGUGGAAACCCACACCAGCACCUGGGAGGAUGCACGCAGCGCUUCCCUCCCAAACCUGAGUGCCUUGAAAAAAGCAAUUCCCCAAAGAGUUUGGUACUGCAGACCAGGAGCACAGCCAAAGCCACAGAGAUGUCCAAGGCCCUGGAGAGCAGCAACUCUAGGAGGUACCUACACACGUCCACGUACCACACAAUCUUGUCUCCAUCCAGUUUCCCACCUACUACAAGACACACACAAGGGCUCCAAGCCAUUGUAAAGGUUUUUCUGAAAUUACAUCACUGGGCACCUACAGCAUGCUCUCCCUCCACCAGCAGGACGGGCGAGGCGGCUCCUCGCAGAGCUGAGGCAGGAAGGCCAGCCAGCGGCAACUCCCUCACAGAGGGAGGCACCGCCAGGUGGUUUUGUAGCUACCAAAACCUGGACCCAUCAUGUCCGACAAACCAGAUUUUGCAGAAAUUGAAACAUUUGACAAGACCAAGCUGAAGAAGACAGAAACCAGAGAGAAAAAUCCAUUGCCCACUAAAGAAACUAUCGAACAAGAAAAGCAAAGUGAAAGCGCAUCCUGAGCGUCAAAUGGAUGAUGCGACUGCUGCUUCUUCAGUGGGGUUUGGGCUUCUGAGCUGGGUUGUUUUGUUUUGUCCCCCCUCCCCUCUGCCCUUCCCCCCAUGCUUGUUGUCCAUUUAAUUUAGCAAACACUCCCUCCUUUCAUGUUCCCUGGGAAGUCUGUUUUGUAUUUGUUGGACAAGAUACUUUGUGUUUGUGUUCUUAAAACUGUAAUUCAAAGUUCUGUACCACCCCCAUUACUUGCCAAAAAAAAUCCGCAUAAAAAAAAUGUUUUCCUAAGCCUCACAAUAAACAGGUUUCUUCUGA
This is a messenger RNA of Cygnus olor (mute swan), 2695 nucleotides long. RefSeq names its product thymosin beta-12-like. Gene Ontology annotation, molecular function: actin monomer binding. The transcript is spliced from 3 exons. NCBI's taxonomy places the organism in Eukaryota, Metazoa, Chordata, Aves, Anseriformes, Anatidae. The record is from RefSeq and is a predicted model, not a curated record. Gene Ontology annotation, cellular component: cytoplasm. Gene Ontology annotation, biological process: regulation of cell migration; actin filament organization. The coding region runs from base 2254 to 2391 and encodes 45 amino acids.